Magnolia sinica is the source of this 1827-nucleotide messenger RNA. RefSeq names its product flap endonuclease 1. Lineage: Eukaryota; Viridiplantae; Streptophyta; Magnoliopsida; Magnoliales; Magnoliaceae. The transcript has 17 exons. The record is from RefSeq and is a predicted model, not a curated record. The coding region runs from base 99 to 1349 and encodes 416 amino acids. Gene Ontology annotation, molecular function: 5'-flap endonuclease activity; 5'-3' exonuclease activity; DNA binding.
CGAGCGCGGGAAAAGCCUUUCAGGCCUGUAAAAACCCCUCCAUUUUCUGAAAAGCAUCUUCUCCUGUUCUUCUUUCCAAUACACAGCAGCUGUUAGAAAUGGGUAUCAAGGGUUUGACGAAGCUGCUUGCCGACAAUGCUCCAAAGGGCAUGAAAGAGCAGAAAUUCGAGAGCUAUUUCGGCCGUAAGAUCGCCAUCGACGCUAGCAUGAGCAUCUAUCAGUUCCUCAUUGUGGUGGGAAGGAUUGGGACUGAAACGCUUACAAAUGAGGCCGGAGAAGUAACAAGUCAUUUGCAAGGGAUGUUUUCUCGGACGAUAAGACUGCUGGAAUCUGGAUUGAAGCCAGUAUAUGUUUUCGAUGGGGCACCACCAGAUCUGAAGAAGCAAGAGCUUGCAAAACGGUACUCUAAAAGGGAAGAUGCCACUGCAGAUUUGGCAACUGCAAUAGAGACUGGAGAUAAGGGAGAGAUUGAGAAGUUCAGCAAAAGGACAGUAAAGGUGACAAAGCAACAUAACGAGGACUGCAAACGACUUUUAAGACUCAUGGGGGUGCCUGUUAUUGAGGCUCCUUCCGAAGCAGAAGCAGAGUGUGCAGCACUUUGCCGAAGUGGCAAGGUUUAUGCUGUAGCUUCUGAAGAUAUGGAUUCACUAACUUUUGGAGCUACAAGAUUUCUUCGGCAUUUAAUGGAUCCAAGCUCGAGAAAAGUCCCAGUGAUGGAAUUUGAAGUUGCUAAGAUUUUGGAGGAACUGAACUUCACUAUGGAUCAAUUCAUCGAUUUGUGCAUUCUCUGUGGAUGUGACUAUUGUGAUAGCAUUCGAGGUAUCGGGGGUCAGACAGCGUUGAAGCUCAUUCGCCAACAUGGUUCUAUAGAAAAUGUAUUGGAGAACAUAAACAGAGAGAGGUAUCAAAUACCUGAGAACUGGCCAUAUCAAGAAGCUAGACGUCUAUUUAAAGAGCCUUUAGUCUCUGACAUUGAAGCACAGCCUGAGCUUAAGUGGACUGCUCCAGACGAAGCAGGACUCAUAACCUUCCUGGUGAAUGAAAAUGGAUUCAACCAUGACCGAGUGAUAAAGGCAUUAGAAAAGAUCAAAGUGGCCAAGAACAAAUCAUCCCAAGGCCGAUUGGAAUCCUUCUUUAAGCCAGUUGCAAGUGUAACAACACCAAUUAAGCGGAAGGAAAACAGAUUUAUGCUUGGAUCCCCUGGACCAACACUCAAGCCUAAGAUGCUUACUCUGCAAGUUUGUAUGCGCUCAAGACAAAAGGUCAUUGGCAGCUUAAACCUGCCAAUCCUGAAGCUGAGUUCUGGAAACUCGGGAGCGCUUUUCAAGAGUGUCCAUUUCAGAGCAUGAAAUCUGAGACACUGGAGAAAGCUUUCAAAGAGCAAACUGAUGCUCAUUGACGACUCUAUUUCAUGUAUCAGUACAUAUUUCUAAAUAGUUUGCAGUGGGUUUUAUGGGACACCUGAAAUCAUUAUUCUUAUUGACCAAGCAUGUGGUUGGUUAUAUUUUCUCAUGCCUCAGCAGAAAAAGGCCUAAUCCAUAUGUUGCAGUAUAACAACAAAAUCCAUUCAAAGGAAGAAGUUCAUGACAUAUGCUCCUUGCGAUUGUGGUUAAUAUCACCGAGGUCUUAGAAUUGAGACCAUCCUGGAGCAUGGAGUCUACUAUUGCUGUAUGGAGAAAAUAUAGUAGAUAGAAAUUCAGCUUGUGUAUGGUGGGUUCUUGGGGAACUCACCCAGAUAGAAAUAAGGAUUUUUUGGUUUUGAAUCUACUCAGUUACUUUAGAUGUGAUUGUGGCGAAAGCAUCUAUGAUCACGGGUUUGCAGAUCAA